AUGGACAUGUUGAACUUCGGCAUUGUCUUCCCGUUGCUGCCUUCCAUUGCCGAAGAGUUCAACGCCAAUGCCAUGCAGGUUGGAAGCUUAGCCACCUUCUUUUCAGUCGCCCAGGUGUUGUUCACACCUAUCCUAGGCUGGGCCUCAGACAAGUACGGCCGUCGCCCAGUGCUGCUGAUUGCCAUUGCAGGCACCACUGCCUCAACGGUGCUCACAGGAUGCGCUUGGAAUUUCGCCAUCAUGUGCGCGGCCCGUGCCAUUAACGGCGCCAGUGGUGGCACUGUGGGCAUCGCCAAUGCCUACAUCGCGGAUGUGACGAAUGCCGUGGAGAAACCCACGUACAUUUCCUACCUCCAAGCUUGCAACUCGGUUGGCAUCAUCAUCGGCCCUGCCCUUGGUGGUUCCUUGGCCCACUUCGGCUUUGCGGUGCCCUGCUACGUCUCAGCCGCACUCAGUGGAUUGAAUCUCAUUGUUGCGAUGUUGUUCCUCAGCGAACCUCGUAGUCAUCGAGAGGUGGGAGCUCCGAGGGAGCUGCUUCUGGUUCCGGAUCACUCUGUACACUGUGGUCUGCUGACCUUUGGGUCCUCCUCCUUCACAUGGCUCCAUGAGGCUUCGGAACCCAUCUUUUGGUUGUUGCUCUUGGGCUUGAUCAUUUUGGAAGGACGGCAGUCCUCGGACACAUUCAGUGAUUGCACUUCGGCUGGGAUUUCUGAUGCCGUGACAAAAGACGUUGGCACGGUUGAUGCACUUGUCCCUGACAUGUCGUCCUGGCUCCGCUACCAGUUUGGAAUCCCCAAACUGGCAGCAGGCGCUGGGGUGCACGACAAUGCAGCUCGAGCUGCUGGUAAUGUGUCCUGGCGACUGCGAAGGUCUACCUUGGCAGCUCGUGCCUCUUCGGUGGACACGGGCUUGGACUACAUCCCUUGGUCCGCGGGGCUCCUCUUUGCAGCGGGAUUCCUCUUUAUGUUGGGUUUUGCCUCCUUUGAGAGCGUCACAGGCUACUACCUGCUGGACGAACUGUUCAAGGGCAAAUAUGCGAACCCAACACAAGCCAGUGGGCAGUUCUAUGGUCUCUUGUUCACAAUUGCUGGGAUCGCCAUGCUCCUCACUGCCCUGCUUGUCUACAAGCCAAUGUUGGGAUGCAUCGGUGAGUUUCCCACCGUGGCCGUGGGCGGCGUGCUGCGCUUCCUGGGCUUCAUCUUCAUGUCCAUGGCGAAGACCCCCGUGACGUUUGCAGCUGCCUGUAUCUGUCAAGUGGUUGGUGGCAAUCUCAUCUCGCCAACCACUUCGUCUCUCCUCACCACCAUUUGUUCCAAGAAGAUCUAUGGACGAGCUCUAGGCUAUCAGCAGUCCUUCCAGUCUGUGGCCCGUAUCUUUGCCCCCACCAUCUUCGGAUAUUUGUACGACCAGUUUGACCAUCGCCUUACCUUUUGGAUCAAUGCUGGCACCACCGUCAUUGCCGUGCCUUUAAUCCUGAUGGUUCCAAGACCUCCAAGCAACAUGGACGUCCAGGAGGUGGAGGAGAACAUCGAGCGUAUGGAACGGCAAAAGUCGGUUCCUGGAGUCCCUCCCUCCCUGGACGGCGCCAACCAUGGCACGUUGAGAAGACAACUCUCAGGUGUGGGUCAAGAUGCAGCUGGAUCGGCCCAGACGCAGAGUCUACAAAGAGUGGUCGAGGGCCAGGACAGUCAAUCUCAGGCAUAG
Molecule: messenger RNA, 1704 nt
Organism: Cladocopium goreaui
Lineage: Eukaryota; Dinophyceae; Suessiales; Symbiodiniaceae
Source: the annotation of a GenBank genome assembly